AAUAAUAAUAAUAAUAAUAAUAAUAAUAAUAAUAAUAAUAAUAAUAAUAAUAAUAAUAAUAAUAAUAAUAAUAAUAAUAAUAAUAAUAAUAAUAAUAAUAAUAAUAAUAAUAAUAAUAAUAAUAAUAAUAAUAAUAAUAAUAAUAAUAAUAAUAAUAAUAAUAAUAAUAAUAAUAAUAAUAAUAAUAAUAAUAAUAAUAAUAAUAAUAAUAAUAAUAAUAAUAAUAAUAAUAAUAAUAAUAAUAAUAAUAAUAAUAAUAAUAAUAAUAAUAAUAAUAAUAAUAAUAAUAAUAAUAAUAAUAAUAAUAAUAAUAAUAAUAAUAAUAAUAAUAAUAAUAAUAAUAAUAAUAAUAAUAAUAAUAAUAAUAAUAAUAAUAAUAAUAAUAAUAAUAAUAAUAAUAAUAAUAAUAAUAAUAAUAAUAAUAAUAAUAAUAAUAAUAAUAAUAAUAAUAAUAAUAAUAAUAAUAAUAAUAAUAAUAAUAAUAAUAAUAAUAAUAAUAAUAAUAAUAAUAAUAAUAAUAAUAAUAAUAAUAAUAAUAAUAAUAAUAAUAAUAAUAAUAAUAAUAAUAAUAAUAAUAAUAAUAAUAAUAAUAAUAAUAAUAAUAAUAAUAAUAAUAAUAAUAAUAAUAAUAAUAAUAAUAAUAAUAAUAAUAAUAAUAAUAAUAAUAAUAAUAAUAAUAAUAAUAAUAAUAAUAAUAAUAAUAAUAAUAAUAAUAAUAAUAAUAAUAAUAAUAAUAAUAAUAAUAAUAAUAAUAAUAAUAAUAAUAAUAAUAAUAAUAAUAAUAAUAAUAAUAAUAAUAAUAAUAAUAAUAAUAAUAAUAAUAAUAAUAAUAAUAAUAAUAAUAAUAAUAAUAAUAAUAAUAAUAAUAAUAAUAAUAAUAAUAAUAAUAAUAAUAAUAAUAAUAAUAAUAAUAAUAAUAAUAAUAAUAAUUAUAAUAAUUAUAAUAAUAAUAAUAAUAAUAAUAAUAAUAAUAAUAAUAAUAAUAAUAAUAAUAAUAAUAAUAAUAAAAAGAACUUAGCGUAGCAGUCCACACCAGGGUAAGAGUUUGUCUUGACUUUGUUGCUGCCGGGCUACCGCUGUCACGAGACAAAUACACGGAAUGCACUCGACCAAAACAUGAAUCUACCGAUUCGAACCCAUUCCAAGGACAGGUGCAGCACCAUACGCUCACCGUAAAAAACAAAUCCAGAAUCAUCUUUUGUAUGAAUUCAAUUCAAAAUGUUGUUUCAACUUGCGUCCGCUAGCUGAAUUAGAAAUAAAUGUGCAAUAUAUCACACGCACGUUUGCUUAGAUCGUGUGUCUUUUUGAUACCCCCAACAACAGAGCCGAUCGCAAAGAUGCCAAUGCCAACGGUUGUGUUGUUUCUCAGGUAGCGAGAUCGAAAAUGCGUGGUAUUUUGUAGCCGCAGCGGAUGAAAAUGUACGCAUCAGAAUCAAAUAGUUUUGGGGUUUCCAAACGCACGCACACACACAAACACACAAACACGCGCGCGCAAACUCACACACACAUACACACACACACACACACACACGCACGCGCGCGCGCGCGCGCACACAUGCAUGAACGCGCGCACGCCAGCACGCACGCACGCACACACACGCACGUACGCGCGCCCGCGAGCAUGAAAGCGCGCACGCCAGCACGCACCCACGAAAGCGCGCGCGCGAGAGCACGCACCCCCGAAGUCGCGCAAGCACGCACCCCCGAAGUCGUGCAAGCACGCACUCCCCCUCCCCCCACUAGACCACCCCCCCCCCCCUCCACGCAUGAUCGAUUACGGCUACCUUAUCGGUAGAACGGUUGGUUCAGCUUUCUUGUAGCAUCCUCAUCCCUAGCGCCGGGCGGGGUGGGGGAUCGCGACAUGAUAGAGUGAACGGUCACUUUCCCCGCGCUGUGUGCGUGUGUGUGUCGAGACCAGUGUUGUUAAUUGUCGACAUUUUUUUAUGAUAUUCGCAGUAAGCGUGUGUCAAAAUCAUUUUUUGAUAUUCAUAUUCAUGGUUACCAUAUUCAUUUCACGCAGUAAGCGUGUGUCAAAAUCAUUUUUUGAUAUUCAUAUUCAUGGUUACCAUGACACGACUUUCCAAAAGCGACGAUCAUUUGUGCAAUAACAAUCAAUGCUUUUGCGAUGACAUGAUUGCAAAAAAUGUAGAAUGAAUGUCAUUUGACAUUUUUCAGUGAGAAUCCAGAACUGCUUAAUCAUGCAUUUACCGAUACUAAGCCAUUAGACCACUUGAUAUUUUCACUCAGUGAACCAGGAAAAUGGUAUUCUCUUACAGGAGUAUAGAAAUUCACGCGAAAACACGAAAAAAGGACCCAUUUUCGAUGAAGAUCUAGUUCACUUGUUGUACGGCAAAAUCAAAAAGUCAAAUGAUUGUAGCAGAAAAAAUAUCAUCGUGUCAAAUGAUAUUUUUUUCCGUGAUUGUCGAAUGAAUGCGUGGAUCUAGAAUGCGAUGCUUCAAAAAGUAUCAUUUUGUAAAAUUUUAUGUCGACGACUAUCACCGUUCGCAACACUGGUCGAGACCCAAAAACUCGUGACAAAUUUCGGCACAUUAAAAAAAAAAAAUAUUGUCACUAAACACUGUGCUACAUGAUGCUUAGAAGGUCGUUGAAGCAUCAAACAUGUUCAAAUAAAAAAAUAUUAGAUUAGUGUUAGACGUUCUCCUACGCUUGUUUUAAAUAGGCUUCUUCACCCUCAACUGGCAGGGGCAUCGAAUGGUCUCAUCAGCAGCGGCACGAAAUAAAAUAAACCAUCAAUACACCGAUAACACUCUGAAUCCCAAUCCAACUUCUCCCACAGCGUCUCAAGGUCACACACAAAUUAAUAAAUGCUAACACCCACCAAUAACAACACACAACCGCAAUGCACAUAUGAGUAUCAACGCAUACACCGCAACAACCAAUCAGCUGGCGGCGGAAGGCACGGGCAGAAGCUCAAGUAAGGCAAGCCAGGGUGAAGGAGGGAGAGGAGAGGAAGAAGCGGACGAAAAAAUGGGCGCCAUUUUUUUUUUUAAAUUUUUUGACCGUUUUUUUUUUGCUCCGCCGCCGCCCGAAUUGUCCGAACUGUCCGAACUGCCCGAACUGCGCGACCCAGCGCAGAAAUCGCUCGGGAGACCAGGCCAAAUCUGCGCUGGCCAGCGCAGAUUUUGGUGCAUUUUCUGCGCUGGAAACUGCUCGAAUUUGCGCAGCGGGAUGGUUCUGGGGAACACCACAAAGGUAGAGAGGACACUGUUGUAGAGUUCCACUACUCGACAGGAGAAAACUCCAUCGCGAUUGAACCGCGAUGGCGGGAGGUGGUGAGAGGAUAAAAGGGCCGGAGGACGGACUCCCGGCCUCUUUUCGCGUCAGUUACUCGGAGAAUAAAAACUAAUUUUGUGAUUUUUCGCCACUAAGAAAUAUCUACGAAACUUUCUUUUGAGCAUCUUUUUCGCAACAAAAAUGAAAACACAUAAUGAAUAAAUGAAAUAGAAGAGAAUUUAUGGUCGGCAUUACUUGCUUACAGCAUGAAACUAUGGAAAGCAUUGUUUACCUAUGAAAAUCGUAAAUUGUUUGCAUCAAAACGUAUGCAAUACUCGGACAUGCUGUUUGCCAACUUAGGCAGCGCUCUAGCAGCAAUCGAACACGACAUCGAACAUGAAAAUUAAAUGGGAUUUGACAUGUUCGAUUUGAUAAACAACAAAUCGAACAUGUCAAAUCCCAUACAUUUUUCAUGUUCGAUGUCUUGUUCGAUUGCUGCUUUAGGCGGCGCUCUGGGACCAAUCGAACGAGACAAACAAACACGACUCUGUUCGAUAGGUGCUCUGUCAGCUGUUCGAUGUCUUAUAGACCUGUCAUGAUGCACUGCAAUACGCCUUUCUUUUCGUCUCGAAAAUGAAGCAUGUUCAUAGUUUAAAUGAAUAUCCACCUACAGGGUGAAGAUUCAACUCAUAAUUUACUAGUAAUUCACAUCUAUAAUAACAUAGGAAUCAUUCAAAUUUAAUAUUGAAAAAUGUAAACAAACGUCCAUGCCAAAUCACAUACAGUGCAUGCACAUGGAUUAUGUACACACAAUAGUUUAAUACUUUUCAAUCCUUUAUAUUUGAUGUUAGAAUUGAUUGAAAAGUUUAACACACACACACGCACACACACACACACACACACACACACACACACACACACACAAACACACACACACACACACACACACACACACACACACACACACACACACACACACACACACACGCUGGCCAGCGCAGAUUUUGGCCCGAUCCCCGCGCUUUCGUGGGUGCGUGCUGGCGUGCGCGCUUUCAUGCGUGCGUGUUCGCGUGCGCGCGUACGUGCAUGUGUGCGUGCGGGCGUGCGUGCUCGCGCGCGCGCUUUCGUGGGUGCGUGCUGGCGUGCGCGCGUUCAUACAUGUGUGCGUGCGUGUGUGUGUGAGUUUGAGCGCGCGUGUGUUUGUGUGUGUGUGCGUGCGUUUGGAAACACCAAACUUAUAUGAUUCUGAUGCGUACAUUUUCUUCCGCUGCGGCUACAAAAUACCACGCAUUUUCGAUCUCGCUACCUGAGAGACAACACAACCAUUGGCAUUGGCAUCUUUGCGAUCGGCUCUGCUGUUGGGGGUAUUAAAAAAAACACGUGAUCUAAGCAAACGUGCGUGUGAUAUAUUGCACAUUUGUUUCUAAUUCAGCUAGCGGACGCAAGUGGAAACAACAUUUUGAAUUGAAUCCAUACAAAAGAGGAUCCUGGAUUUGUUUUUUACGGUGCGCGUAUGGUGCUGCACCUGUCCGUCCAGAAGCUGGUGGCUUGUUGGUUUUGAGUCGGUAUCAUGACGCCGUGCGACCGGCACUGCCUUGGAAUCGGUUCGGAUCGGUAGGUUCAUGUUUUGGUCGAGUGCAUUCCGUGCAUUUGUCGCGUCACAGCGGUAGCCCGGCAGCAACAAAGUCAAGACAAACUCUUACCCGGGUGUGGACUGCAACGCUAAAUUCUUUUUAUUAAUAUUAUCAUCAUUAUUGGCGUACAAGCCAACGCGAUCAUGCCGGCCUUUUCAGGACUUGAGUACCACGUAGCCGGAUAGUCACCUCUUGCUACGGCGGACGGUUCAUACGCGGUUAGAACCCACGACGGGCAUGCAGAUGUGCGGAAUAAUGGCGUUGCCGCGCGACCGCUCCUAUCCAGCGGGUAACUUGCAUUCUGCCACACUGUCUCCUGCUCGAUGCAUACGCUGCAGGCAGGGGGAAGGAUGCACCUCCACAGUAAAAAAAACACCGUCAUGAACCAGCGGCGGAUCUAACGGUAGGCGGACUAGGCGGUCGCCGAUGAUCUCUAGUCUGUAGUAUGCCGUAUGUCAAUUGGACAGAGUAUUAGCGAUAAGGGCCCCCGGAAAGAUGGUCGUUGGGGCUCCGUGGUUGGAGAACCAUUUGCACCUCCCCUUCCCCCAUGGCGACUACAAUUUUAGGGCCUGUGACCGAUGAUCGUAGGGGUCCCAUGGGCACCCCCCCUCCCCCCCAUCCGCCGGCAAUUUAAGUAUACCGUUCAAUCUUCCAACAGCUGUGUGCCAGUACCCCCUCCUCCCGGUCAUCAGUUACCAUUGACAGGGGCCUCAAUUCGUCUUUCCGCCUUUCAUGAACACCUUCCUUUCUUUGACCGAUGGAUCAUAACAUUCCGGAAGAAAACACAUUUGGCGAAAGUGUUGCACACACACGCACGCUCACACCCACGCGCAGAUGGCUCAGGAUAUCUAUGUAAUGUACAGCAUACGAAAGCAAAAGCUUAGGGUAACAAAGUUAUGCUUAAUGCUUAACACGUUCAGCACGAUGACAUGUCCCAGGGACUACCAGUGAACUUUCCAGGAUGCUGGUUUCACAAUCAGCUUGCGUUCUUGAUGCUGGUGGAACGGAAAGUUGAUGAAAAUCAGCGCCGGGCUGAACGUGUCAAUGCGAAUUAGGGUUCAGCGCGUUGCACAGCAAACCCUCCAGCGUAAACUAGCGAUUCCUUAGUCAUUUUUAUAUUGCAGUGUUUGAACUCAUUGCGAUUUUUUGGUUUGAUUUGUGAAAAUGCAACUUCAUCACCGCAAUGUUUGUUAACCGCAUUUUUAGGCACCACAACAGCUCGCGAGUAUUGACCACACGCGAGAAAGAGAUGGCGCUAUGGAGGGAAAAAGCACGGACGACGGCUGACAGCGAUUGGCCGUCUGACGCACUAACACAUCCAAACCUUCGACAGCGCGCUCAGGCGAGGGGUAUGAGGCGGAGCCAGGGACGGGUAGCUCGACGAGCUGCUCGACAAAUUUGCCGUUGGAGAGAAAAGGAAGGCAUGAUAAAAUUCUCAGAACGUCAUAACGCCUUCCGUCGCUUUGCACAGCGGGUCUGCGCUGCGGCUUUGGUACAUUUCUUGCGCAGGAAACUGCUCGAAUAGCGCAGCGGGGACAUGCGUUCUUAGGCUGACUAAUCUUAUGAAUCUUUGUAUAGUAUGAUUUUUUUCCUUUCAUAAAUUGUAAUGCAGAAUUUUUUGUGUUGGUAGAUUAAGGUAGAAAUAAGGCGUUUUCUGCGUGCAAAUUUAAUAAU
Anopheles coluzzii is the source of this 6542-nucleotide messenger RNA. RefSeq names its product probable serine/threonine-protein kinase clkA. The record is from RefSeq and is a predicted model, not a curated record. The annotation marks the transcript as partial. The transcript has 2 exons. NCBI's taxonomy places the organism in Eukaryota, Metazoa, Arthropoda, Insecta, Diptera, Culicidae.